UCCCAGUUCUCAUCAGCCAGCAUGCUCGGUUAGCAGUGCAGAGGUUAAAGCCUCUGAGAUCUCCACACAAGCGACAGAAUGAAGAACACCAUCUGAAUUCUGCUGAAGGACAAUGGGACUCUCUAUUUAUUUUUAUGAUGCUGCCGUCUCCUGGCUAAUUUCAUACAAGACUGAUGAGCACUACUGACAGAACACACAAGCAAAAUGGAUGAACCCUCCACGUAACAUUCAACUUCACUUUCUGGAAUCCUAAGUGGAAAAGAGGCAUUCUUUCAGCAUGAAAUCCAGUGCACACCAGAAGUUCUAUACCAAAUGCUUCGAGGAUAAAGCUUCCAUGUAAUUGCUGUGGGAUUUAGAACUGCCGCACUCUCAUUCUUCUGACUUUCAGUAAGAUAACCUGAACACUUAAUUCAACUACAAUGAGAAGACAGUAUCCGGAAAAUAAAAGAUGAACCCACUUGAUGCAACAAAAUCAGGAUUUUUACUGUGCAUUGCUGUCUGCAUGUUCAUCUACACUUUCAUCUACCUGAAGGAUACACUUUCUGAAGGGUCAAAUGAACAAAAAUUUAAUGCAAAUAUAGCAGAGUGUGGGUUUUACCCGGAUGAGCUUUGUUCAGCUCUUUUUGCAGGGAAAACUGCUGCUUUUAAAAUUGGAAACUCUUGUCAGAAUACCUACCAAUCUAAAACACUCAGCUGCAUUCAGACUCCAUGCAACUGCUCUGUGGUUUUGAAGACUCUGCAUUUUAUCACAAGACCACUGUCAGAUGAAGAAGGGAAUUUCUCCUUGGCAUACAUUAUUACAAUUCACAAGGAGCUGGAAAUGUUUGUAAAGCUGUUAAGAGCUAUUUAUAUGCCUCAGAAUAUUUACUGCAUACAUGUUGAUGAGAAGUCAUCACAGGAUUAUAAAGCUGCUGUACAAAACAUCGUCAAUUGUUUUGAAAAUAUUUUUCUUUCCUCAAAAAGAGAAAAUGUUGUUUAUGGAGGAUUUUCAAGAUUACAAGCUGAUAUUAACUGCAUGAGAGAUCUAGUUCAUUCCAAAAUUCAGUGGAAUUAUGUUAUUAAUCUGUGUGGGCAAGAUUAUCCCAUUAAAACAAACAAAGACAUUAUACAAUACAUCAAAAGUAAAUGGAAUGGUAAAAAUAUGACUCCUGGGGUAGUUCAACCACUUCAUAUGAAAUACAGGACACAGAUUAGUUACAAGGAGUAUGUACAUUCUGGAAUGUCAUACGUGUAUCCAACAAAGAAUACAAAAGCUAAACCUCCAUAUAAUUUGACUAUAUAUUUUGGUAGUGCCUACUACAUACUCACUAAAGAGUUUGUAGAGUUUACACUGACUGAUGUACGUGCAAAAGAUUUGCUUGAAUGGUCAAGAGACACGUACAGCCCGGAUGAACACUACUGGGUCACACUGAAUCGUUUAAAUGAUGCUCCAGGAGCUACACCACAUGCAGACUGGGAAGGAAACAUACGAGCCAUUAAAUGGAAAGAUCAAGAAGGAACCAUACACAAAGGCUGCAAAGGUCAUUACAUCAGAGACAUUUGUGUCUAUGGACUAGGGGAUUUGCAGUGGAUUAUAGAGUCACCUCAUCUGUUUGCCAACAAAUUUGAGCCUGCAACAUACCCACUUGUUAUGGACUGCCUAGAGAGACGCUACAGGCUUAAAGUAUUGCACCAGGCAGAAGUCCCCAUAGAAGAUCACUGGCGUUUUCAGGAAGAGAACUACUUCAACAUGAAGCUGAACGUUUGAGCUUAACUAACAUCUAAUCAAGUGCUCAAAAUACUGACAGAAAUGUUAACAUUCUUAGCCAUAGACUUUACUCUGUGCAUCACAGUGUAAGUACAAUACCGUACUACCAGCUUGCCAGUGAAAUAAACAGUUUUUAUUUAUUACAGUAAGAUAAACAGCCACAAUUAAUGGGUUAAUUCUCAAAGAAAAUGAGAUGUCUGAAUCUAUAAUUUACUAAAGACAAGGGGGAAGUUCGUAAUCCUUUAAGUGACACAUUUAAGUGGAAAAAUACGUGUUCCUUAUGUCCUUGGCAAAAAAAGGACUAACCAGUAUGAAAACAAUAGGUGCAAGACUGAACAAAGAUAAAAGAAAAGGACAAAUUAAAGUCAUGUUUAUUGUAUGCAUUAUGAAACAGAUUAUUCUGAGUAACUAAAAUUUCAGAGCUUGUAGAUAUGCAAGUGACAGCCAGUUUCAGAUACAGCCUAUUUCACUGAGGAUUUUUUGUUGGUUUGUGUCUCUCUCUCCCGUCUUUUUUCCUUUUUUCCAUGGCCAGCUGCAUCUCUAAUUUCAUUGUGUAGCAUGGCAACA
This is a messenger RNA of Melopsittacus undulatus (budgerigar), 2314 nucleotides long. Its product is annotated as beta-1,3-galactosyl-O-glycosyl-glycoprotein beta-1,6-N-acetylglucosaminyltransferase 7. The record is from RefSeq and is a predicted model, not a curated record. Gene Ontology annotation, cellular component: membrane. The transcript has 7 exons. The coding region runs from base 449 to 1747 and encodes 432 amino acids. NCBI's taxonomy places the organism in Eukaryota, Metazoa, Chordata, Aves, Psittaciformes, Psittaculidae. Gene Ontology annotation, molecular function: acetylglucosaminyltransferase activity.